GUCGGCGCCGACGCAAUCACAAGCCGAGCUUUUGUCGGCCGCGCAUCCCCACCAGCAGACGCUGCCGGAGCGCUGCGACGUUCCUCACUGCCAAGGAACACAUCCGUGCUCGCGGAGCGGGUUCCCGUGAAACCUUAGAGCUCCAGCAGCAAAGUCAUUAAAAAAAUCCAGCCUAGCCAUUCAUCAUCGGCACCCGGUCGCGCGUCGCGCAAGAUAAAUACGCCAGUCGACGCAAAAAACAAAAGCAUGGCCGCCCAAGCAGCAGCCGCCGACGCUUUACCGAGCUACGCCGACGUGAGCCCGCCCGGCGGCCGGCGGAACCCGUCCGGCGCGGCCAAGCACUACGUCCUCGCGCAGGAGCAUUUGUUACGCUCCUCCCCGUCGAACCCGUCUCCCACAACAAUGCCGCCGCCGGCCGCCGGUUUAGCUGCUGGAGCGUUAGGUGAUAGACACGUCGUGUGCUUCCUAGGCUUGCCAGCUAGAGGCAAGCAGUUCAUGGCCGAGAGACUACAACGCUAUUUAACGUUCUUCCACGGCGCGCAGUGCGAGGUCUUCGACCUGAGCGGUCCCGAGUUACGGGAGAGCGACGCGAAAGUCGGAGACGCCCUCGCGGCGUAUCUCGAGGCCGAGGACGCGAGUGCGACGACGCAGUUGUUGAGGAGUGCGGAAGGUAUCGACGACGAUUCCUUGGAUCGACUGAAGAAGAACGUCGAUUCUGGUCGUAUAGCCAUCCUCGAUUCUUCCGAUGGUUUCGAGUCCCGAGACAGGGUCUGGGCCGGCACCUCCAAAACAGCGCGCUACGAGAUGAUGAAGCACCUAUCUACUCUCAGAGUUCAUGUCAAGCUCCUGUUCAUCGAAGUUGUAGUACGAGAUGAUAGAGUCGUACGGUCAUUCUUAAGGUCAAGGCUCACAGAUGAAAACAUGGACGAGGCGCAAGUUCAGAGAAAACUAGCAGCUACUGAGAGAGCCAUCCGGGAUUAUGGGCGGCACUUCGUGACGAUCCAAGAUGAUGGUUCGGAAGAUGAUCUCUCAUAUGUCAAACUCAUCGACUACGGGAAAAAGGUCAUCACGAACAACAUCCGCGGUUUUUUACUGAUGCAGAUUGUGAAAUAUUUGAGCCAUGUCCAUCCUCGACCUAGAACUGUAUACUUAUCAAGACAUGGGCAGUCUCUGUACGACGUCGAAAAAAAAAUAGGAGGCAAUCCAGGUAUCACCGCGGCCGGCGAGCAGUACGCGAAGUGGCUCGGGAAGGUCGUGCCCGGGGAAGUGUGGACGACUACUCAUCAUAGAUCACCUCUGAAAGAUUUAGAGGACUCGACAGAUGAGGACGAGCAGAGCUGUUCAGGAAGACCUUUAUUUGGUAGAUUGUUUCCUUGUGUCGAUUUGCGGACGGGUACGACGUCGCCGAAGCCCAUCCAGCCGGCGCGCCUGUGGACGUCAACCCUCAAACGUACUAUUGAUACGGCGCGGCAUAUUCCCCAUCCAGUGUUGGAGUUGCGCGAUGGUGGGGUGUGGCACCAGAUGUCUCCCAGGGUUUAUAGGAACCUGGACGAGAUCUUCGCCGGGGACUGUGAGGGGUUGACCUAUGAGGAAAUAGAAAGGACGCAUGGUGACGAAGCGCGGUUGCGCAAGAGAGAUAAGCUCGGGUACAGGUACCCGCGCGGCGAGUCGUACUUGGAUCUAAUUGCUCGGCUUGAUCCAUUAAUGCAUGAAUUGGAGUCGUACAAGGAGCCUCUACUAGUUGUCAGUCAUCAAGCUACUUUGAGGGUGCUCUAUUCUUAUUUAGUGGGUGGCGAACGUCGAGACGCGCCGAAGGUCGAGAUCCCGCUCCACACGCUCAUCAAGAUCACGUGGGACGGCUGGCGGUCGAUCCGCGAGGAGCGCAUCGCCAUGGAGGACUUCACCGCGGGGCUUCAAGAUGAUGGGCAGAAGAACCACUAGUCCUUUCUUCCGGGGCGUGCUUUGUGUGUAACUAAUUCGGUCGAGUA
Pelagomonas calceolata is the source of this 1988-nucleotide messenger RNA. NCBI's taxonomy places the organism in Eukaryota, Pelagophyceae, Pelagomonadales, Pelagomonadaceae. The record is from the annotation of a GenBank genome assembly.